CUAGUCUUUGACAUAAUAUAUUUACAACUUACUGAAGAUUUUAUGUAAACUAUAGACUCGGAUAAUUAGAUAAAAGUUUGUUGUUUUACAAACGCGAAGUGUCUAUGAAUUAGUGAUAACUAUUUUGGACGACAAGAACUAAGUAUUAAAAACCAGUGAGAAAUGUUAAAUAUGUUGGCGGCGGCCGUGAGGGCCAAAAACAAGCCCUCAAGACGUGACACCGGUUUCAUAUUGCGGUCGCAAUACCCCCAAUACGUCCUCUACGAUAGUGACGGCGACGAAGUCGAGUGCAAUAUGUCGGCAAUGAAGAUGUCUUAUGGCAGCGGCAGUAAGGCUGCCCUCACCGAUAUCAUCAUUAGACUACUCCUUAGAGAUGAUAUGACUAGCUUAUAUUAA
Oppiella nova is the source of this 396-nucleotide messenger RNA. Lineage: Eukaryota; Metazoa; Arthropoda; Arachnida; Sarcoptiformes; Oppiidae. The record is from the annotation of a GenBank genome assembly.